AUGAGGAGUCCAUCGCUACUAUCCCUCCUUUCCUUGAUCACCUCAUCGCUCGCCAGCCCCUCAUCCCCAGCUCCAAACCUGCACUCCCGCGAUGCCACCACCAACCUCAACCUCUCCCUCCCUCAACACCCGCUCUCCAUCAACCUAAAACCCCAGCAAACCUCAACCAGAGACCUCGUCUCGCUCGAUGGCCUCUGGUCCUUCGCAAUCGACAACACCACAAACAGCACCGCAACCCCCUGGACAAGCCCCCUCCCAAAAGGCCUCGAAUGCCCCGUCCCGGCCUCCUACAACGACAUCUUCAUCGACCGCAACAUCCACGACCACGUCGGCUGGGCGUACUACCAGCGCACCGUCGCAAUUCCACGCGGGUGGUCGGGGCAGCGCUACUUCGUCCGCCUGGAGGCCGCAACACACCACGGCCGCGUCUAUGUGAAUGAUGACCUUGUUGCCGAGCAUGUGGGCGGAUAUACGCCUUUCGAGGCAGAUGUUACGGACCGCGUCAAUCCCGGCGAGAGCUUUCGUCUAACGAUUGGCGUCAAUAACGAGCUCACGCAUGAGACUAUACCCCCCGGGACUGUGGAGGUGUCCGAGUACACGGGGCGCAAGGUGCAGACUUACCUGCAUGAUUUCUAUAACUAUGCCGGACUGGCUAGGUCCGUUUGGUUGUAUUCCGUGCCGGUCGAGCAAUAUAUCGAGGACAUCACCGUUGUCCCUGACGUCGAUUGGGACGAAGAUGCAGAAACGGGAAUCGUGCACUACACUGUCGACACCUCCAACGGGACCGGGUCCAUCGAGAUCACCAUCGCCGACGAAGAAGGCAACACCGUCACCACCGCAUCCGGCGCAAACGGCACAAUCACCAUCCCCUCCGUGCACCUCUGGCAGCCAGGGUCCGCCUACCUCUACACCUUCACCGCACGCAUCCUCUCCACAUCCACCGACCCUCCGCGCGUGGUCGACACCUACACCCUCCCCCUCGGAAUCCGGACCAUCGCCAUCAAAGACGCGCAGAUCCUCCUCAACAACGCCCCCAUCUACCUAACCGGCUUCGGCAAACACGAAGACAGCCCCAUCCGCGGCAAAGGCCACGACACCGCGUACCUAGUCCACGACUUCGAGCUGCUGCACUGGAUCGGCGCCAACUCCUUCCGCACAUCCCACUACCCCUACGCGGAGGAGGUAAUGGAGUACGCGGACCGCCACGGCAUCCUAGUCAUCGACGAGACCCCCGCCGUCGGAUUGGCGUAUAGUAUCGGCGGCGGCGUGUCGAGUGCCGAUAGUCCCUCGACAUUCACGCCAGAGGGAAUCAACAAUAACACGCGCGCCGCGCACGCCCAGGCACUCCGGGAACUGGUGGCGCGCGAUAAAAACCACCCGUCCGUGAUCAUGUGGAGCGUCGCCAACGAGCCGGCGAGCGAUGAGGAGGGUGCAAGAGCGUACUUCGAGCCGCUGGCCACUCUUGCCAGGGAGCUCGACCCAGCAGGUCGACCCAUAACGUUCGCGAACCUAGGCCAGGCAACAUACGCCACAGAUACAAUCUCCGACCUGUUCGACGUGCUCUGUCUGAACCGUUAUUUCGGGUGGUACAGUUUCACUGGCGAUCUGGACUCCGCGGGUAUCGCUCUCAAAGAGGAAUUAACCGGAUGGAGCGAGACGUACCCGGGCAAACCGAUUAUCAUUAGCGAGUACGGGGCGGAUACGCUGGCGGGGUUGCAUUCCGUGAUGGGAUUGAUUUGGAGCGAGGAGUUCCAGAUUGAGUAUCUGGAUGUUUAUCACGGGGUGUUUGAUACUUUUGACAAUGUGGUUGGCGAGCAUGUGUGGAAUUUUGCGGAUUUCCAGACCAAGGAGGGGAUCCAGCGCGUUGAUGGGAAUAAGAAGGGGGUUUUUACGAGGGAACGAAGGCCCAAGGGGGCGGCGUAUGCCCUGAAAAAGAGGUGGAGUGGGUUGAAUAAUACGGGGUUGGGGACUGAGUAG
Molecule: messenger RNA, 1977 nt
Organism: Aspergillus mulundensis
Lineage: Eukaryota; Fungi; Ascomycota; Eurotiomycetes; Eurotiales; Aspergillaceae
Product: Beta-1,4-mannosidase
Exons: 1
Coding region: 1-1977 (658 amino acids)
Biological process (GO): carbohydrate metabolic process; glucuronoside catabolic process
Molecular function (GO): carbohydrate binding; beta-glucuronidase activity
Source: RefSeq, a predicted model, not a curated record